Messenger RNA from Hemibagrus wyckioides, 3500 nucleotides. It is a transcript of the gene recql, whose product is annotated as RecQ helicase-like. The coding region runs from base 121 to 2508 and encodes 795 amino acids. Gene Ontology annotation, cellular component: chromosome; cytoplasm. The record is from RefSeq and is a predicted model, not a curated record. The transcript is spliced from 15 exons. Lineage: Eukaryota; Metazoa; Chordata; Actinopteri; Siluriformes; Bagridae. Gene Ontology annotation, molecular function: nucleic acid binding; ATP binding; 3'-5' DNA helicase activity. Gene Ontology annotation, biological process: DNA replication; double-strand break repair via homologous recombination.
UUAAACAAACUGCAUAUCCGGUGUGAGCGGAAAUGGGCGUCGCGCGGGGCAACCAAAACGAGCAAACACGAGAGUGUGGACUUGCGGACGAAGCACAUAUCCUGAAGACUUGCUGGUGAAAUGGCCAGCAUCAAAGAGAAAGAGGAAGCCCGGACCGAGUUGGACUCGGUCGAAGCCGAGUUGGAGUUGCUGGAGCUGCGGAUCUCUGAGCUCCUGGAGAAGCAGGCCUCUCUAACCUCUAGGAAACACAAGCUCCUGAAGAUCCUCGGUGGCUCGUGUGACUCUGCUCAGCCCUCAGGAUCUGCCAAGCCGUCAAAAUCCACCUUCAGCAAAAAAGACCUGCAGCACUAUGAGGAGUCAGAUUUCUCCUGGUCAAAAGACGCUAAGGCGAAAAUGGCAACUGUGUUCAAACUCUCCAAGUUCCGACCUCUUCAGCGAGCUGCCAUCAACCUCAGCAUGUCAGGGAGAGAUCUGUUUUUGGUGAUGCCUACCGGCCGUGGCAAGAGCUUGUGCUACCAGCUACCAGCUGUCUGUUCUAAGGGUUUUACGCUGGUCAUCGCUCCAUUGGUGUCUCUGAUGGAGGAUCAGCUCAUGUAUCUGAAGUCCAUCAACGUUCCUGCUGUAACGCUUAAUGCUUCUAGUUCAAAGGAGGAUUCUAAAUACGUCAUGGCAGGUAUGAUUGAUAAAAACAGCCCCUUCAAACUGCUCUACGUGACUCCGGAGAAAAUCUCUAAGAGCAAACUGUUGAUGUCUAAGCUGGAGAAAGCUUAUAAUCUGGGUCUGCUGGACCGCAUCGCCGUGGACGAAGUUCACUGCUGCAGUCAGUGGGGUCAUGACUUCAGACCAGAUUACAAGCUCCUGGGCAUUCUCAAACGACAGUUCCCUAAAGUCCCACUGAUCGGAUUGACUGCCACUGCAACCAGCAGCGUUCUGAAAGACUGCCAGCAGAUCCUGUGUGUUCAGGAUCCGGUCACGCUUACAGCACCUUUUAACAGGCCUAAUCUCUAUUAUGAGGUUCGAUUUAAAGACAGUGAAGACACGACUAAAGAAAUUGCCGCACUGAUUCAAGGAAAAUACAAGGACCAGUCAGGAAUAGUCUACGUUUUCUCACAGAAAGAUGCAGAGGCGGUGGCUACAGAGCUGCAGCAGAAAGGCAUCCUGGCUCAGGCGUACCACGCAAACAUGGAGGCUUCAGAUAAGACCCUGGUGCAUCGUCAGUGGUCAAGCAAAAAGAUUCAGGUGGUUGUUGCCACAGUGGCCUUUGGAAUGGGCAUCGACAAAGCAGAUGUGCGGUUUGUUAUCCACCAUACCAUCAGCAAGUCCAUGGAGAACUACUAUCAAGAGAGCGGACGUGCAGGCAGAGACGACCGUCCAGCAGACUGCAUCGUGUUCUACGGGUUUUCGGAUAUUUUCAGGGUCAGCACCAUGGUUGUGAUGGAGAACACCGGCCAGCAGAAGCUUCAGAAUAUGGUGGCUUAUUGUCAGAACGUGGACAGGUGUCGGCGUGCCAUGAUGGCGGUGCAUUUCGAUGAAGUUUGGGAUGAUGAAGGGUGCAACCAGGCGUGUGAUGUCUGUCGCCAUGGCAGUGACUACAUCACCAUGGACAUCACCAAGCACGCACGUGAGGUAGUGGAGAUUGUAGAGCUGGCCGCAUCUCUGGACGAGAAGUUUACCCCUCUGAAGGUGUGCGAUACCUGGAUGGGGAAAGGCAGCUCCAAGAUCCGUAAAAUGUCCAAGGUCACGACCCUGUCACGCGUGGAGGUGGAGUCCAUCAUUGUCCAUCUCUUACUGCACGGCUACUUCAGUGAAGAUUUCAGCUUCACGCCGUACACUACCUACUUUUAUCUGAAAGCAGGACGUAAAGCUGGUUUACUGAAGAAUGAAAACCACUCUGUAACCAUGAAGAUGAGGAGGAAAGUAUCUACACCAAGUAUCGACCGAUCAGCUGCUGAGCUGCAGGAAGAAACUCACGGAAGCUCGAAGGACGUUAAUACUGAUCAAAGUGCAAACGUAAUCAAAACAAACACCGACCAACCAAACACAGAGGAGAAACUCUCCCAAAAUCAGGAAGACUCCAACUCACCACAAGCACCUGAAAGCAUCCAGCCGUCUGUAAUCGAAGUGAACGUAGAAGUGAACGUUCAGGAACGGAAAGCUGUCGCUGGAAACGGCGUCCAAGCUAAACGACAGUUAGUGCCAUCUAAACGAAGACGAAGGUUCUCGGCUCCGUCUUCGAAAUCGGUUCUGGCCAGCUGUCCGUCGGAGACCUCCAUCAUUUCCGCAGCAGCCCUCGAAGAGCUGUGCGACCUCCGCAACUACUACAGCAAACAGCUGAGGAGGAUCAACUACACGUCCCACGAGCAGCUCCAGGAACCCGCUUCAGGAAUGCUGAUGUGUAUAAGAGAGCCGCUGCGAAGUCUCCGCCUCCCCUCCGGUACCACCAUCGCCAAAAGCGCUAGAAAUUUAUGGACCCGUGUUAGCAUGAGACGGAAACUUAUCCAGAGGUGACAUAUAAACUCGCCUAUAUGAAGUCAGUUACAUUUUUAAAAACUAUUCACUUCACUGUUGCACUGCCCACUUGUUGAAAAAGACAGAUCAGUAUUUGAUUUCUAAUGAAGUUGUCUAAUUUUUGUCGUUUGUAUUAUUUAUGUUGGGGUUAAAAUAAUUAUAAUAAUAAAUAUAAAAAGAGUAAGAUUAGUAGAACUCCCUGGUAUAGCUUAGUUUUAAUUCAUUCCAAAAGAGUAAAAAGGCUUAUGAAGGAACCAUUGUUUACAGUUGCUGUAGAGUAAGUGAGAACGUUUCCAUUACAGUCAUCAUCACUGUAAAAGAGAAUGAUCUCUCUUGUUUAAUAAACUAAGAUUGUAGUUUGUUGUGUAAUGUUUUAUUCCUCUUGUACCACAGUAAAUUAUGAUUCGCUCUGGUAUAAGAGGAACGAAACAUCUCUGAUGUGUUCUAGGAAAAGAAUCAACGUCAGUGUGGUCAGUAACGCCGCUUCAUUAUCGUUGAUUAUUUUCCUGCGAACACAUACUCCCUAAAUGAUUUAUUCCUCAAAUACACGUUUGUCAACAAUUACCAUUUACUUUUUUAUAUAUACAUAUAAAAUAAAUAAAAUGUGCAACAUGCCAGUCGUAAUUCUGUUUAACAUGACGUUAUUGACCAAGUGACUAAUUUAUUAUUUGUUUAAUUUGUUAAUAAGAAAUUGGUUAAAAACAGCAGAGUGGCAUAUGGCUGUUAGUAUAUGGCUCUGCUCUUGUGUUUGUGGGUGUUUUUUGUUUUUCCAAAUGCAAUUUGUUUGAUAAAUUAUUUUUUUUAUUGAGCACCAUAUAAUCCUAAAUCUAAUCAUUCUUCCCAAAAGUAAUGGGGGGGGAAAUAUUGUGUUUAUUAUUUUUUUUUUUUUUGCUGGGAUUUUUCCUUGAUUAACGUUAUCCUUUGUUAUAAUGACCCAGCUGAUUACAAUGUUUGUACUUUGACCAGAAAUAAAGUUUCAGAGCUUAUUGUUA